AAUGUCAGCCAUCACGUCAUUAUAUUUGUAGUCUCUUUAGUGUGUGUCAAGUAAAGUAAUGCAGCAAAAAUAAAGUCAAAAUAUUAAAAUUAUAAAAUUCCAAAUUUCAUCAAUUUAAUUAAAUCAAAUCGAAAUAAAAAUAUUACCAAAAUGGAAAAUAAUAUUCAAAUAAAUUUUUCAACCACACAAUGUAAUAGUACGAUUGCAAUUGAAUCUGAAAUUCAUUGCACCAAAAAUAACCAAAACAAUUAUUCUCCCGCUGAAAAGAACGACGCUGAAAAAAUAAAUGUUUCCACAACACCACAAAAAAACACAACAGUCGUCGUUGGAGUUGUCGAGGAAGAAAAUGCAAAUCCAAAUCCAAAUGAACAGGUAAAAAUAGUAGAAAAUUUUAUUGGACCAAUAGAUUCAACCAAUCAACAACAAUUGUUGGAAAAGAAUUGCUUUUCAACGGCAAUUGUUCCUGACGAACGCCAACAGCAAGUUGAUAAAGCUGCUGCUCCUCCUGGCGACGAUGAAGACGAUGACGACGAAGAUGAUGCAAAUUAUGAAACUGACGAAAGUGAUGAAAAUUCAUCCGACGAUUCGGAUUUCUCUGAUUUGAGUGGAUUAUCUGAAGUUUCUGGUCGAGAAUGGAAGCCAGUUGCUGCAACAAAACCCAUUAAUUGGGUGCAAAAGCAAAUACAUUCAGGUGCAAAUCCGAGAGAUUUGCUGUCACAGAUUUUGCCCAAUGGCGCCGCGGCUUCACAAAUUGCUCCCGGGUUGAAUGAUAUGACUUUGUGGCGUAUUUUAGCGAGUAUGUUGUCGGAACCGCCAAGACGACGUAAAUUGCGCACUGUAAACACUUUCGACGAUGUCAUUGAGUUGGUUAAAGCCUCCAAAAACAUAAUCGUUUUAACCGGAGCUGGGGUAUCCGUUUCUUGUGGAAUCCCAGAUUUCCGUUCGAGUGACGGAAUUUACAGUCGUUUGGCCAAAGAUUUCCCAGACCUUCCCGACCCGCAAGCAAUGUUUGAUAUCAAUUAUUUCUCUCGCGAUCCACGACCGUUUUAUAAAUUUGCUAGGGAAAUUUAUCCUGGGCAAUUUACACCGUCGCCUUGUCAUCGUUUUAUCAAAUUGUUGGAAGCAAAACAAAAACUUUUACGCAAUUAUACACAAAAUAUUGACACAUUAGAGCGAGUAGCAGGAAUUAACAAUGUAAUUGAAUGUCAUGGUUCAUUUUCGACUGCAAGUUGUACUAAAUGUAAAUUUAAGACAACUGCCGAUGCUAUACGUGAGGAUAUAUUUGCACAGCGGAUUCCAGUUUGUCCGAAAUGUCAACCAAAUGUUAUGCAUAGUUCAGAUGCUUCGGAUAGUGUUGCUGAGGGAGAUUUGAAGACGAUUGUGGAGAAUGGAAUUAUGAAGCCGGAUAUUGUUUUCUUUGGUGAAGGUCUUCCCGAGGAGUUCCACACAGUUAUGGCCAGUGAUAAAGAUAAGUGUGAUCUUCUCAUUGUAAUGGGCUCUUCUCUAAAAGUGCGCCCUGUCGCACUCAUACCCAGUUCGAUUCCAGCUAAUGUACCACAAAUUCUUAUCAAUCGCGAACAACUACGUCAUUUGGAAUUCGAUGUCGAAUUACUUGGCGAUUCAGAUGUUAUUAUCAAUCAAUUAUGUCACAAACUAUCCGAAGAUUGGACCGAUAUAUGUUUCGAUCAAACAAUCUUAUCCGAAGCAAAACACCUUGCACCGCACACAACAGUCGAAGAUGAAGCUGUUGUCAUAAGCAGUCUAGAUACCGAUACACAAUCAGUUAAAUCUUCCACAUCCACUGAUACGGCACUCCGUUCGACAGGCUACUCCGACUCAGGUUUUGAGAGUUCAACCUCAUCAAUGAUCCAACCGAUGGGUAGACCUGACGACAUGCCGCCAUCAUGCAGCAUGCCAACACGCGCUAACUUCUGUGACAUCCCCUUGUUCAAAGAACAAGAUGAUGUUGCUGCUAUAACCAAGAUUAAACAUGGAAUGCUUGAUCUAGAUAAUCGUGAGGAAGAAGGCUAUGAGCCGGGAAUUGAAGAUGAAGAAAGCGAAAGUUUCAGUUUCGAUGGACGGCUACAAAAGAAGCCAGUUAAUUACAACUACAGGCAUUUGUCUAUCGAUUCAUCCAAGGACAGUGGCAUUUGCGAUUCAUCAAAUUCAGUGUCUUGCGGAAUUGCAGGCAUAGGAAAUGGCAUUGCUGCUAGUGAAGUUGGCCGUGGCGCCGUAUGCGGAGGAGGAGCUUCUGCGAAAGAACAAAAUAACAUGGUAUCUUCAAUAGAUUGCAGCCCAUCAACCAGUAGUAAUAGAAGGAAUUCCAAUUGGACUCGCAACAAACGGUCGAAACGUCAAACUGCCGCUGAACGUUUAAUAGACGGAACCUUCUAUUGUCACGAAUCUACCUGUUCGUAUAUAUUUCCCGGUGCGCAAGUCAACUUGAGCUCAGAUUCAGAAGACUCGGAUGAGGCUGAUGAAGAUUUCGAGGAUGAAGAUCAAUUGUCGCCACUUAUGACGUCAGCCGAUGAUCUGCCCCCACCGGAAACACCUGUUAAACAACAACCAACAACCGCCAGAUCGAGUGUCAGCCCAUCACCUUCAUCGGUGAAGCGUGAAGCUAGCAAUGACACAAUCCUCGCAACUACUACGUCGUCAACGAUUGACAACGGCCCGCCUAUCAAAAAGAGACGAAAUCUUCUUGCUGGCAAUGUGAUUCCAGCUGAGUUACCUGCUGAGGUAGUAGUAGUGCCUCCGCAGAUAUAAGCCCCCGAUAACGCAUGUUUAAUGUUCUUCUUUUUUUAUAUAAUUAUUUUUUAUUAUUUAUAAAGGUUUCUUAUAUUUGUCUUUUAAUUAUUACUUUUUUUUUAAUUAAUUAAUUAAUCAAUCAGCCUUAAGUUUAUAAAUGCGGUGGCUUCGGGCAGGUUUGUUUUUUUCAUAUCCUCUCGAUUUAGGAAAAUUACAAAAAUAAAUCAAAAAUACUUAUGUUUAAACAAAAAAUAAAACAACAACAAGUAAACAAAAAAAACAGUGAAGUUUAUUAUUCUUAAAAAUUCUGUUCUGUUAUAUCAUUAAAAAAAAUAAGCUUUUUAAGAAAUAAAUAACAAAUAACGUUCAACAACAAUCUCUCUCAAUGUCUCUCUGCAGCUCCAAACAAAAAUUAAAAAAAAAAAAAACAGAUAAACAUAAAACAAAAAUAGCACAAAUCACAAAAAAUAUAUAUUUCAAAAACAGGAAGUAACAUUGAUCAGUUCAAGCAGGCUGGCUGCAACAAAAAAAUAAAAAAAAAUAU
Episyrphus balteatus (marmalade hoverfly) is the source of this 3292-nucleotide messenger RNA. RefSeq names its product NAD-dependent histone deacetylase sirtuin-1 (gene Sirt1). The transcript is spliced from 2 exons. Lineage: Eukaryota; Metazoa; Arthropoda; Insecta; Diptera; Syrphidae. Gene Ontology annotation, molecular function: NAD+ binding. Bases 151 to 2766 code for a protein of 871 amino acids. The record is from RefSeq and is a predicted model, not a curated record.